ACUACCGAAGUCGGGAAGUCGCGUACGCCAUCGCAUCGAUCGCGUCGAACUCCACUUCGUGCUCCGAAACUCGCCCGCUGAUCAAACGUCAUCUGACAAUCUCGAAAUUUCCCCAAUCUCGUCCUUCCGUUCACCAAAGUGUUGACCGCGCGGAGAGAACCAGAAACUGCAGAGUUCUCCAAUAUUUCUCCGGACGCUACGUGAAGAAACGCACCACCGCGCUUUCUUCUGCUCAGCGAGACGCACACAACACGACAUUGCUUGCGCCUUUCAUCGCGUAGACGUAGAGAAGACUGCACAGUGCGCGAUUUUUGUCCUCCACGAGAACGAUAGAUUGUGAAUCACUGAAAUAUCGGGAGAUUCUCGGUUGAGAGAAGUCCAUUUCUCGCACUCCGCGCGUUUCCGGUCGACCGUGUGAACGACGCGACCGCGAGCACUCCACGGGAACUAUAGCGGUUCCAAAGAAUUCCGCCAAACAGGCGGUCGUGUCUUACUCUCAUCUUAAGAAGACACACGCGGAGGACACGGAUCGAAAAGCGAACUCGAAUUCCCGCGGUUCGCCCUGGCGAACGGACGCACAAACGAUGUUGAUACUUCCAGACAUAAAGCUACAGGGUUCGGAUCCGAGGGUAGCGACCUGCAGAGGAAAGCUGCAGAACAAGCGAAGUAAGCUCAAUCAAGAGAUCAACAAGGAGCUACGGUUGCGAGCGGGCGCUGAGAAUCUUUUUAAGGCGACGACCAACAGAAAAUUGAAAGAGACCGUCGCAUUGGAGUUAAGCUUUGUCAACUCGAAUCUGCAGUUGUUGAAGGAACAGCUUGCCGAGUUGAACAGUUCAGUGGAACUGUAUCAAAAUGUCGAUGGCGCUGAGCCCGUUAUGCCGAUGAUACCAUUGGGACUCAAAGAGACCAAAGACAUUGACUUUCGGGAUCCGUUUAAAGAUUUCAUCUUGGAGCAUUAUAGCGAAGAUGGGGAAAACUAUGAAGAAGCUAUAGCUGACUUGAUGGAAACCAGACAGGCUACAAGGACACCGACCAGAGAUUCAGCAGGCAUCGCGUUACUCCUGCGUUAUUAUAAUCAGCUUUAUUUCAUAGAGAGACGUUUCUUUCCACCUGACAGAAGCCUUGGCAUCUAUUUUGAAUGGUUCGAUUCGUUGACAGGAGUGCCGAGUUGUCAACGAACAGUUGCCUUCGAGAAGGCAUCCAUUCUUUUUAAUGCCGGUGCGCUUUAUACGCAACUGGCUGCCAAGCAGGAUCGUCUGACUGCUCGAGGACUCGAUCAAGCAGUCGACGCUUUUCUCAGAGCGGCUGGCACCUUUCGGUAUAUCCAUGAGAAUUUCACAAAUGCACCAAGUAUGGAUUUGGGCCCAGAUAUGCUGGAGAUGUUGGUACAGUUGAUGCUUGCUCAGGCAAGGGAGUGUCUCUUUGAAAAACUGGAGCUUCAAUCGAAGGACAGCAGAAACGUCGACGUUUGUUUAGAUCUUGCUCAAGAGGCAGCUCAGGUUGCGGCGAUAUACAAUGACGUCCACGGAUUGAUAUCACGCGAGCCAGUUCGUGAUUACGUCCCGGAGACGUGGAUCUCAUUGAUACUAGUGAAGCGCGAACACCAUCUUGCCCUCGCUCACAAGCAUAUCGCUGUUGGUCUGCUGGACAGACCAAUCGCUGAAUUUCGCGUGGAAACAAAGCUCACGUUGGAGCAUAUUCAAAAGAGCGACGGGAAAACUCAAUUGGACGCAACUAUUCCCAGAGAUGACAACGAAAGGAAAUUAUUGGGCAAAGCACAUCUCAGAGAAGCUCUUGUUUUGCAUGACGAGAGUCAACGGCUCCAGAGAAUGUGCCGCGAGUUGAAGGGUAAACAAGCUCUAGCGAAGGUUCUGAAGAAAGCUCAAGAAGCAACGCUUGAAAGUUAUAAUAGGUUUGGUAAUGAGGAUGAUUUUCGAGAACUUUUGGAUCCACCGGAUAUUAUCGCCUCGACAAAAUUUCAACUUAGUAUCACUCAUCCUGAUUUUGGACAGCACGGAGUGGACGACCUUUUCAAGUCGUUGGGACCUGUAGCGAUAUUUUCUGCCAAACGUCAUUGGACCGCGCCGCGAUUGAUACAACUUCAAAGAGGCCCUGACGGUGAAGGUUUUGGAUUUAGUGUACGGGGUGAUGCUCCGGUGAUAGUAGCAGCCGUCGAUCACAAUUCACUAGCAGAUGUGGGCGGAAUGAAGGAAGGUGAUUUCAUAGUCGGCAUCGGCGAAAAAGACGUCAAGUGGGCAUCCCACGAGCAAGUCGUGCGGAUGAUAAAACAAUGCGGUGACUUUAUAAAUUUGAAAUUAGUCACCCCAAUGGAUAGGAAUUAUCUAAAGAAACCAGGAAAACCCAACAAUCAUCACGAUAAGGGCAGCGUCUCGGCGAGCAGCUCUUCUGGAGUUUCUUCCGGUCAACCGAGCCCGGCGGGAUCCGUCACUACGGCGCAUGUAGUGAGAAGGCUUCCGUGGAAUCCAUUUAAAAAAUCUGGCAUCCAACGCGAGAACAGAGAUCUAACCUUCGACAAUGUUAUUCUCAGAUGAUUACCGGAUUAGAAACAAUCCGGUCCAGUUAUUGUACAUUAUCGUAUGAGCUUAGAACAUGCUGCGAUGAAUUGAUCGAAAUAAAAAUCGAUCAAAAUUCACCGAUUGCCAAAAUUGAAUGUUGUUUGGCAUAAAUAACAAUUCACUAUGCAAAAAUUUCAUACCAAUACCGAUAAUAUUCCAUGUUAAACACAAUAAAUAUGUUUAUGUGUAAGAGGCUUUCUACAAUAAGCAAUUACUUAAGCUUUAAAUCU
Molecule: messenger RNA, 2806 nt
Organism: Trachymyrmex cornetzi
Lineage: Eukaryota; Metazoa; Arthropoda; Insecta; Hymenoptera; Formicidae
Gene: Rhp
Product: GTP-Rho-binding protein rhophilin
Exons: 12
Coding region: 585-2552 (655 amino acids)
Biological process (GO): signal transduction; negative regulation of stress fiber assembly
Molecular function (GO): protein binding
Source: RefSeq, a predicted model, not a curated record